Messenger RNA from Oncorhynchus gorbuscha (pink salmon), 1901 nucleotides. Its product is annotated as R-spondin-3-like. The transcript has 6 exons. The record is from RefSeq and is a predicted model, not a curated record. Bases 466 to 1257 code for a protein of 263 amino acids. Lineage: Eukaryota; Metazoa; Chordata; Actinopteri; Salmoniformes; Salmonidae.
UAUGCAGAUGAGGAGAAUCCCAAGUAGGUGAAGCAGACUCAACAGGACAAUACAAGUUAAUAGGUCUACUUGAAGUGCUUACUUGAAUAUGACAACUUUUGCAUUGAGAACACGUGUAUGUGUGUGAGAAAAUGAGUUUGUGAGUGAGACUGAGAGAGGGGGAGAAAGCAAACUCGCUGCUAACCCAAAACCUUGCAUUAGGUUUGAGGUGAGACUAUCAUGAUGUUCUGAGAUGUUUUCAUUCCUUAUGGAUUCUGACGGCAUGGGUGAUUUCAUGGAAUUUUUCUUGUAUUUUUCUUCUGGAAAACAGAUUUGUUCUCCAGCGUGCAUACUGGGGUUGGGACAAUUGUGGAUGAUGUUCUUUUAACACAAUUCUGGGGGAAAAAAUAUUUUUCAGGUAUUUUAUUUACAUCAAAAGGUGUCUUAGCUGUUGGACAAAGAACCUUAAUUCCAAAGAGGGUAAAAAUGCUAAUUUGGUUACCAUUUCUGAUUUGGAUUCUGCACUUCUUGGAUCUUAUUAAUGGACAAUAUUUCUCAAGACAUCCACGACACAGACGUGGCUUAGUUGUGAGCAGGUUGUGUCAUGCUGGCUGCCUGACAUGCUCAGCGUUAAACGGCUGCCUGUCCUGUAAGCCCCGCCUCUUCUUCCACUUGAAGCAUGAUGGGAUGCGGGAGAGGGGGACCUGUCUGCUAUCCUGCCCCAGAGGUCACUAUGGGACACGCUCCCCACAUGUCAACACAUGCACCAAGUGCAGGGAGGACUGUGUUUCCUGCUUCAACAGGAACUUCUGCACUCACUGUCACCAGGGCCACUACCUGUACAGAGGGAGGUGUGAGAACAGCUGCCCCGAGGGCCUGACCCCAAACGCUGCACUAAGAGAGUGCAAUGAUUGUCUAGUGGACUGUGAGGUGUGUGUGACGAGGAACACCUGCACCAGGUGUAGAGCAGGACUGUACCUCCUGCAUGGCCAGUGCCAUCAUACCUGCCCAGGGGGGUUUGAGCCUGAUAGACAGCUCAUGGAGUGCAUUUCUCAAGUACACUGUCAGGUGGGAGAAUGGGGAGCCUGGGGUCUCUGCUUUCGGAGAGGGAGGGACUACAGGAAUUUUGUGGAGGUACGAAGACGAGAGGUCCUACGGCACCCCACCCUGUACGGCGACCCCUGCCCCAAAGUCAAAGAGUGGAGGAAAUGUGUCAUCAAAAGGAGACCGAGUCCAGGAAGAUCAGAUGGCAAAGGCAUUAGGCCAACAGAACAUUGAUGCAAGAUCAUUGGUGGGAGCAAAAUAAUAGCAAGUGGCAGAUGUGAUCCAAAACAGGAUGGAAGGACAGGAGGACUGGAUUAACUGGUUUGAAAGAGAGACCUCCAUUGCCUGAACAUCAGUCGUUUCUUGUCAGGAACAGUGUGCAACAAUUUAUUCCUCUAUGUUUGUGACCAGCUGUUGACCUGCCUUGGUUGAGAGACCUUGGAGAAGAUAACAUUAUCAUCUGCUCUAGAAUUUUGUGUUCAACAUUUUUCUGUUCAUUACGACAUGUCACCCACACGAUCCAUUCCAGGAAAAGGUCACUAACUUGAUAUGGACUGAAUUGAGCAGUGUUCAAAAAGCAAAGUGUGUUAUUCUAAUUAGUUGUUUUUGUUUCUAUCAUGAUGGUGGCUAGCCCACUUGUUCUACAUGUGUAGCAUUUCUCUGUAUAGCAAGUCAAAUUGAAAACUAUUGAUUCCUUUUCAUGAUUGCAAUCAUUGUUAUAGACCUACAUAAAAUGUUUGUAGGUGAUUUGAUAGUAAAUUACAGUAUAUUGUCUUCACAAACAUGACUGAAUUUUUUAAAAAAUUAACCAAAAAACGUUAGGUGGAAAGCCUACUCCAAAGAUGUCUAUAGCUAGCUAAAUAAAACAAAUUAUAUAC